Messenger RNA from Cinclus cinclus, 5030 nucleotides. RefSeq names its product activin A receptor type 1B (gene ACVR1B). Bases 176 to 1537 code for a protein of 453 amino acids. Gene Ontology annotation, cellular component: plasma membrane; activin receptor complex. NCBI's taxonomy places the organism in Eukaryota, Metazoa, Chordata, Aves, Passeriformes, Cinclidae. The record is from RefSeq and is a predicted model, not a curated record. The transcript has 9 exons. Gene Ontology annotation, molecular function: activin binding; activin receptor activity, type I; ATP binding. Gene Ontology annotation, biological process: nervous system development; cellular response to growth factor stimulus; protein phosphorylation.
CCCCCGCUCCCCUCCGGCUCCUCCCGCCGCCCGUCGCUCCCCGCCGUACCCCGCCGCCCUUCCGCUCGCCCUGCUCCUGCUUCUGGCCGGGCCACUCGGCGGGGCCCGCGCUUUGACAUGUCUGUGCUCUGACUGCAAACAAGCCAACUCCACGUGUGAGACGGACGGCGCCUGCAUGGUCUCUGUCUUCAACCUGGAUGGUGUCAAACACCACGUUCGGACCUGCAUUCCUGAGGCAAAAUUGAUUCCUGCUGGGAAACCCUUCUAUUGUCUGAGUUCAGAGGAUCUGCGUAAUACUCACUGCUGCUACUCUGAUUUUUGCAACAAAAUUGAUUUAAUGGUUCCCAGCGGACACCUGAAGGACAACGAGCCCCCAUCCAGCUGGGGUCCCGUGGAGCUGGUGGCUGUGAUUGCUGGGCCCGUCUUCCUUGUGUUUGUUGUCUUGAUCAUUGUAGUGUUUGUGUUCCAUCACCACCAACGAGUCUAUCACAACCGCCAGCGCCUGGAUAUGGAAGACCCUUCUUGUGAAAUGUGCCUUUCCAAGGACAAGACCCUGCAAGAUCUGGUCUAUGAUCUCUCCACCUCCGGCUCUGGCUCAGGCUUGCCUCUGUUUGUCCAGCGGACCGUGGCUCGGACAAUUGUCCUUCAGGAGAUCAUCGGCAAAGGCCGCUUCGGGGAGGUGUGGAGGGGCAGGUGGCGUGGAGGUGACGUGGCUGUGAAGAUCUUCUCUUCCCGUGAGGAGCGUUCCUGGUUCAGGGAAGCAGAGAUCUAUCAAACCGUGAUGCUGCGGCACGAGAACAUCCUGGGGUUUAUUGCUGCGGAUAACAAAGAUAACGGGACAUGGACUCAGCUGUGGCUGGUCUCUGACUACCACGAGCACGGGUCUCUCUUUGACUACCUGAAUCGCUACACGGUGACUAUCGAGGGCAUGAUCAAGCUCGCCCUGUCUGCUGCCAGCGGGCUGGCCCACCUGCAUAUGGAGAUCGUGGGCACUCAGGGAAAACCUGGGAUUGCUCACAGAGACCUGAAAUCCAAGAACAUCUUGGUGAAGAAGAAUGGCACGUGUGCCAUCGCUGACCUCGGCCUGGCCGUCCGGCACGACUCCGUCACGGACACCAUUGACAUCGCACCAAACCAAAGGGUUGGAACCAAACGAUACAUGGCCCCAGAAGUCUUGGAUGAAACCAUCAACAUGAAACAUUUUGAUUCAUUUAAAUGUGCUGAUAUCUACGCCUUGGGCUUAGUCUACUGGGAGAUUGCCCGAAGGUGCAAUGCAGGAGGUAUCCAUGAGGAGUAUCAGCUUCCCUACUACGACCUUGUCCCCUCUGAUCCUUCAAUUGAGGAGAUGCGGAAGGUUGUGUGUGACCAGAAAUUACGGCCAAACAUCCCAAACUGGUGGCAGAGCUACGAGGCACUACGGGUGAUGGGCAAGAUGAUGCGAGAGUGCUGGUACGCCAACGGAGCAGCUCGGCUCACUGCCCUCCGCAUUAAGAAAACCCUCUCCCAACUCAGUGUCCAGGAAGAUGUGAAAAUUUAGGCUCUGAGCUUCGGCAGGAGGAAACUGCACAGGAGCUGCUGUGCUAGAGUAGACGUGUGAUGGAGGCCUACCUCGUGUUUCAGCCCAACCUACUGCUACAACCAGACAGCGGGACCUGCAGGCUGCUAGGCAGGGGGACGGAACCUACAGAACCGCUCUCUUCCCUGCUUGGGUAUGAAACAAUCCGAAACCUUUUGUGAUCACCUCCUGAGAGCGUGGAGACUUGAGAGGGACUUCACCCAAGGGAUCUCAGCCAUGAUCCUAACUCUUUGUUCCUUGAAAGGAAAUCCCUGUAAAGUUCAGCGUGCAUUGAGCACCCGUUGGCAGGGUCGGAGCCAAGCCCGGGUGCCGGGAGUGGGAAGGGAAAGGGAAGGUUUUUCUUGCCGUACUCUUGAGGAUUUUUCCAGGGACUGGCACGUUAAUGCAGAAAAAGCAAAACAAAUGGUGCUCUCUUCCAAGAGGCUGAGCCGGAACAGUUGAUCAGCUUCACAAAACCGUUCUCCCUCCUUUUCUUAAGCUUGAAAAAGUCCAGUCGAGCGCCCUGACGGCUGUCGGGGCGCGCCGGUGUCUGCAUGCGCGAGGUGCGCGUGUCCCUGUGCCUGGUCAUCUCCUCCAUAGCCGUGCGGUGUCUGCCUGUGGGUGGCUCAUCUCUGUCCGUGCUUCCUGUGCAUGUGCAAAUCUCGAGUGUCCCGUUCGUGAGCUGUUUGCGCUGGUGCUCUCCGUGCUGAGUCGUGAGCGUCGUGGAGCUUGGACAGGCUGCUGCAGAGCGGAUCCCUGGCUCCCCCGUGGGCCGUGCCCACUCCGCCGCCGGCUGCCACAACGUCCCGUCAGGUUGCCUCACUGCCGCCCCUUCCCUUUUUUAAGAUGAAACAAAUAAGGAACUGAGAAUCGCUCCUGGAAUCCAGGUUUUGUUUUUGUUUUUUUGUCUUGAGCCCCUGGGGUUUGUAGUUCUUGGUAGCGGGAAGAUGAGAUUUGUCAGAGAUGGAGCGGGUGCUGUGGCUGGCACAUGGGAAAUGCAGGAUUCAGUUCUCCUGGGAGCACAAUUCCCAGCUCCACCACCCAGGCAGAUUUCUAGGGGCCUGAUGCAGUGCUGCAGGCUGGGGAUAGAGUGGCUGGGCAGUGGCCAGGCAGACGGGACCUGGAGGUACUGCUUGACAGCGAACUAAACACGAGCCAGCAGUGUGCUCAGGUGGCUAAGAAGGCCAAUGGCUCCUGGGUGGAUCAGGAAUGGUGUGGCCAGCAGGAGCAGGGUGGUGAUUCUUCCCCUGUACUUGGCACUGGUCGAGCAGCACCUCGAGUGCUGUGUCCAGUUCUAGGCCCCCCAAUUUAGGAAGGACAUGGAGGGGCUGGAGUGUGUCUGGAGGAGGGCAGCAAGGCUGAUGAGGUGUCUGGAGCACAGGUCCUGUGAGGAAUGGCUGAGGGAGCUGGGAUUGUUUAACCUGGAAAAAGGAGGCCCAGGGGGCCUCAUCACUCUACAGCUUCCUGGAAGGUGGCUGUAGCCAGGUGAGGGUCAGGCUUUGCUCCCUGGAACCACUGACAGAACAAGAGGACACAGCCUAAGCUGCACCAGGGGAAAUUCAAGUUAGACAUCAGGAAAAAAUUCUUCACUGAAAGGAUGAUUGGGCACUGGAAUUGCCUGCCCAGGGAGGUGGUGGAGUCAUUGUCCCUGGACAUGUUAAAAAAAAGACUGGACAUGACACUCAUUGCCAUGGUUUAGUUGAUGAGGCGGUGUUAGAUCAGAGGUUGAGCUUGACAAUCUCAAAGGUCUUUUCCAACCUGGCUCAUUCUGUGUUCCUGUGAUCUGAGUUCUGGGGGUGCUCUGUACCUCCCAGAGGCACUGGGCAGGAUUGGGCAGGAUCUGACAGCAGGUGUGGGUUGGGAAAUCAACAUCCAUCUUUUUAAUAUAGAUGUAUAAAUAUCUCCUAAUGUGGAAGUGGCUGUGUGUCAGUGUGGGGUGGGGGGAUCUGCAUGGGUUUUCUUCUAAUUCAAUGCCAGGUGAGGGAGAGGUGGGGUGACUACAGCAAACUUGGAAGCGAGGGCUGUGGCUGCCAUGAUGACUUUGGCAGUCAGGAAAAGCUGUGGUGUGGAGGUCAGGUCAGUGUCUGCAGUAGAGAACUCUGAAGCCAUAACUUUUAACUGGAGUGGUUUUGAUUAUUGUUUUUUUUUUAAUUAUUAUUGUUAUUAUUAUUAUUAUUGUUUUCUGGGAGGGUCUGGAUUUUAACUUUUUUGAAUAUUGUUAAUUCUUUCUAAGAGCAGAAAAACAAUCUCUAAUUAUUACCUCUUGACCUGUUGGUUUGUAAAGAAAUCACUGCAAAAAAAAAAGAAAAAAAAAAGAAAAGAACCAAAUGCACAGCUCGAUUUACACUGGAACUGUUUCUACUCUGACCUUGCUCCUGCUCUCUAAGGUGAGGUUUCAUCUCUGCUCCGGCUGCCAGGGUUAAGUCUUUAUUUCAAUCCCUCUGUUCUUGCUGUCUGUGUCCCUGUCCAUGUGUCCUUCUCUCCCCGAUUCCCUGUGUGUCCAUGACUUUGUAUAAAGUGAGGAGCGUGGUUUUUGAAUCAUAUUAGGAGCCAUUUUGCAUCCUCCAAGAAGUUUUUGGUGGCGUGGAUCUGCCGUGGGAGCAGGGAUGGGGGUCCCCUGUCCCCUCCCAGCUUGUCCUGAGUCCCAUCUCAGCCGGAGGUUCCCAGUUGCACGUGUCCCUAAAACCUGCACUUAAAAGCCGAACGGGGCACUUGCAAGCCCUAAGGACUCCCAGGCCAUUAGACCAGGCCCCUGGGCUGCCCUGGGAGCUGGGGGAAGGACAGAGGGGAUGUGACACAGCUGUAGGUACUGCAGGCUCUCAGCUGGGUCUCCCAUCCCAGUGACUGCAGGUACCCACGGAUGCCGUGGGCUCCGGAACUUGCACUGAACUCACCCCCUCCAACUGUAGCCACACUGCACCUGCCUCAGCUAAACCAAACAGCGGCCAGCCAGCAGGGCUGGGCCAGCUGGGACGAGGGAAGGGCAACGUCUUUAUGAGCAGGGUUUGAGAAAAAGCCUUGUUUCAAGAGAGAUGGGGAAAACCGAGCGGGAUCCUUGGCAGGAACGCUGACCAUGUAGCAUUUACACAGCACUUUGAUCAAACCGGUGCCCGGGGGUGCCAGUGCUUGCCCAGCUGACGGAGCACACGGGAAUUGCUGCCUGGCUCCAAAACUUACAGCAGCUCUGGGAAAAAGCAGCAUUGCAGGCAGUUCUGAGGGGAGCCGGGUGCAGGACAAGGAGGGGGUCCAUCAGCGGUACAUGGCUGCAGGACAGAACUCUUGGUACUUCUCUGCCCCUUUGAUUUGUUUGGUUUUGUACAUUUUCUUAGCAAAGGACUGUAAGAAAAUAGCCACUUAGCCACUUUACCUCUUCAGUAUGCAAAUGUACAUAUGGUGUAAAAUAGGAAAUCUUUUGUUUAAUAUAAAACCAGGCUGUCGAUUUCUGCUGUACAUUAUUAAAAGUUUGUUUUAUUCA